Molecule: messenger RNA, 667 nt
Organism: Arabidopsis lyrata subsp. lyrata
Lineage: Eukaryota; Viridiplantae; Streptophyta; Magnoliopsida; Brassicales; Brassicaceae
Exons: 1
Coding region: 14-667 (217 amino acids)
Cellular component (GO): nucleus; cytoplasm
Molecular function (GO): 3'-5' exonuclease activity; nucleic acid binding
Source: RefSeq, a predicted model, not a curated record
AUAUUUUUCAGAGAUGUCUUCAUCAAUUGUGGACACUGGAAUAGCUCGCAUCAAAACGAUAGUAACUGAUAAAGAUAGCGACAUCAAACUUGCUGUGGAGACAUUCUUGUCCAACAAGAAGAACACGAAGAAAAUCAUAGGCCUUGAAACAGAACGGGUUCAAAAAGCAAGAAAGCAAUUCAAAACCGUAUUGCUCCAGCUGUGCGAUGGAGAUCAUUGCCUAAUAGUAAAACUUCCUUGUGAGGAAUCUGUCAAUCUUCCUGUCUCUCUCUUCAAUUUUCUCAACCUACCUCAAUUCACGUUCGUUGGAUUUGACAUCAAGAAGACUCUGGUGAAGCUUGAGAGUGAAUGGGGUUUGACAUGCAAGAACUCUGUUGAGAUCAAUCCCACCACAUGGAACCUACCCGACAUGACGAACGUUGGGAGACGUAUGAUGCAUACUUGUGUUUUUUCUCAGAGACCGACAAGCCCUAUCUUUGAAGAGUGGGACCAAUGUGUUCUUACCAAGGACCAGAUUAAGCUCGCAACCUCAAAUGCUUAUUUCGCUUUUGGAAUUGGAGGCGUUAUGUUGGGCCGUUUUGAGGAUUUUUUUUUUAGUUCCUUCUUUUUUUUUUUUUUUUUGUUGUUGUUCAGUCUUUUAAUUAAGGAGGGGUUAUUGGAUCAUUGA